UUUCUCCUCGACCCUUGUUGUUCCUGGUGUCUUCGUAGCUCCUUCGACGUGGCUAGCAGGUAGAAAAGGAGGUCAAUCUCGCUUCCCACCCGCCGUUAAACCACCACAUUGAACCCAUUCGACUUUAAUUCUUGACCGAUAUGCCGGCCAAUAAACAACGACCGCCGUUCCGCGCAGAGCACUUGGGCUCACUUCUCCGCCCGCAAGAGCUGACCGAGAAACGACUGAAGCUUGCCGAUGUGAAGGCUAUAGAUGUUGCUAGGGACGAGGAGUUGCACGCCAUCGAGGACAAAGCUAUCAACGAGAUUGUCAAGCUGCAGCUAGACCUCGGGUUUCAUGCUAUCAAUGAUGGCGAAUAUCGGCGCCAUCAAUUCUGGGGGACAUUCUUCCCUAACCUUGAGGGAUUCGAGGAGGUCAUGAACCCCGAGUGGGAUAUAUUCCGCCUAUACGUUCCUGACACCGCCGCAUUUACCGAGAAGGGCCACAAACCCGGCGAAACGAUCGUUUGCGUUGGCAAGAUCAAACACGUUGGUAGCGCAUAUCUCUCUGACUGGAACUAUCUCAAGAAAUUAGUUCCUCCAGAAAAAGUGAAGGACUUGAAGAUAACUCUCGCCGCCCCCGAAUGGUAUCAUCUGAGAUAUAAAAAGGGCAAAGCGUAUCCGAAGGAAGUGUACGCAAAUGACGAAGAGUACUUUGCUGACAUCGCCAAAGCCUAUCAAACUGAGUUGCAACUUUUAUAUGACAAUGGCUGCCGAAAUGUGACUAUUGACGACCCGAAUUUGGCUUACUUCUGCGACGAUAAAAUGCUGGCUGGAUUCAAGGCAGAUGGCGAGGAUUCUGACGCUCUUCUUGAUUCGUAUAUCAAGCUAUACAAUGACUGCGUCUCGUCGCGUCCGGCGGAUAUGCAUUUGGGCAUCCACCUCUGUAGAGGCAACUUUGCCUACAGUAAACACUUCUCGGAGGGAGGGUAUGACCGAAUUGCCACGAAGCUCUUCAACAACAUAGAUGCCGAUACCUAUUUCUUAGAAUACGAUACUGAACGAGCAGGCAAUUUCGAGCCUUUGAAAGAAUUGCCACCGCAUAAAAAUGUCAUUCUAGGAGUCAUUACUAGCAAGUUUCCGGAACUCGAAGACAUUGAGGAUAUGCGUAAUAGGGUAUUCCAGGCUGCUGAUAUCAUCGCGAGCGGCGCCGGGCAAACGCGUGAGGAAGCACUCAGGAGAAUUGGUGUUAGUCCCCAGUGCGGGUUUGCUAGUCACCAUCUUGGCAACGCCGUGACGCGAGACGACAUGAUUGCCAAAUUGAAGUUAGUCAGAAAGCUUGCCGACACCAUAUGGCCGGGAGAGCCAUAGAUAUAAAUUGUACGAAUACCUUAGGUACCUACCUACCUAGGCAGGUAAUGCAGAAGGUUCGACGUUAUGGAGGGGGAAACGCUGCUCUAUUAUACGUGUAUAUGAUGCUUAAACAGAGUCGAAAUUAUGU
Messenger RNA from Daldinia caldariorum, 1479 nucleotides. Its product is annotated as UROD/MetE-like protein. Gene Ontology annotation, molecular function: 5-methyltetrahydropteroyltriglutamate-homocysteine S-methyltransferase activity; zinc ion binding. The record is from RefSeq and is a predicted model, not a curated record. NCBI's taxonomy places the organism in Eukaryota, Fungi, Ascomycota, Sordariomycetes, Xylariales, Hypoxylaceae. The transcript is spliced from 5 exons. Bases 141 to 1349 code for a protein of 402 amino acids.